This is a messenger RNA of Lathyrus sativus (Indian pea), 495 nucleotides long. Lineage: Eukaryota; Viridiplantae; Streptophyta; Magnoliopsida; Fabales; Fabaceae. The record is from the annotation of a GenBank genome assembly.
AUGAGUGGCGGAGACGAUUCAAUCGAGCAAGCUGUUACUUCACGCCGGGAAAGACUCCUAGCUCUCAGAACCGCCAAAGAAUUGUUACUUUCUUCAAAUCCCGAAGCUAGCGAUACUAAUCAAGACGAAGAUCCACAAUCACCACCUACUGUUUCUGAAGAUGAUGAAGAACAAGACAGAGAGGGAAAGCUGAGCAUGAAGUUUCGGAAUUAUGUUCCUCACGAUAAAGAUCUUCAGGAAGGGAAGCUUGCACCUGCAGUGCUUCCAAAGUUUGAAGAUCCUGUUUCUGUUCCUGAGCCGGAGCCUCAACCCACUGAGGAUCCGUUUCUUAAUAUUGCUCCCAAAAAACCCAACUGGGACCUGCGCAGAGACGUCCAGAAGAAGCUUGAUAAGCUUGAGAAGCGAACUCAGAAGGCUCUCUAUCAACUUAUGCUGGAACAAGAGAAGCAAAAUCAGCUGGCUGAAGGAGAUGAUACAAAUGGCGUCAAAGAUUAG